Molecule: messenger RNA, 2051 nt
Organism: Myxocyprinus asiaticus (Chinese sucker)
Lineage: Eukaryota; Metazoa; Chordata; Actinopteri; Cypriniformes; Catostomidae
Product: zinc finger protein 664-like
Exons: 4
Coding region: 38-1231 (397 amino acids)
Biological process (GO): regulation of transcription by RNA polymerase II
Molecular function (GO): DNA-binding transcription factor activity, RNA polymerase II-specific; RNA polymerase II cis-regulatory region sequence-specific DNA binding
Source: RefSeq, a predicted model, not a curated record
UAAACACAAGAAGAAGAAGAAUUUGUCUAUAUUCAUCAUGAGAGAGCAGGUGGAUGUGAUCUGCUGUAAAUCAGUAGGAACUGAUCUGUCCAUGCUGGAUAUUGAUGAUUUCAUCACAGAAAUCUUUCAGCUGAAGAAAGAGGUGACGUCACUGAAGACAAAACUGAAGGAGAAAGACGACAGGUUACAGGAGCUGGAAAAGGUUUCCUGUCAAUCUUCAGUGUGUGUGACUGAUGGGAUCUCCACAGAAUGUCAGGAUUCAGUGUGGAGCGGCAGAGAUCAGUCCACAUCACAGCGACUGCUGGACAAACUCUCUGAACAGAGAUCCAGAGACACACAGCACUCACAGCUCACUUUACUCUGUUCUACUGAUGGUAAUCAGGGUGUUAAAACCUCCACAGAGUCUCUGGCUUCUGUUAGUAUUGCUGGAGAACAGCAGAUGCUGCAGACACCAGUGAAGAUUGAAGUGAAGCUGGAGGAGAUAAAAGAAGAAAACACAGCAGAGGAACAACAGAGAGAUGAAGAUUAUUAUAUUUCUUCAGAACUGAUGGAAGUGAAAGAGAAACGUCAAGAACUGAAUGAAGUGGAGGACAAACUUCAGUGUCAGAAACAUCAUGAUUUUAUAACUGGAGAAAAAUCUUUGAGUUGCUCAAAGACUAAGAAGAAUUUAUCACCAGAAAAGCAUAAAAGAAGAGCAGACAAUAAUACUGUCACCUGCUCACAAUGUGGAAAGAUUUUCACAAAUAAAUGCCAGCUUAAUAAACACAUGAAAGUUCAUAUUGGAGAGAAACCUUACAUGUGCCAUCAGUGUGGAAAGAGUUUCACUAUUAAAGGGCACCUUAAUUCACACUCAAGAAUUCAUACUGGAGAAAAACCUUAUAAGUGCUCACACUGUGGAACCAGUUUCAAUGUGUCACAAAACCUGAAAAGACAUGAGAGAAUUCAUACUGGAGAAAAACCUUACAAGUGCUUACACUGUGGAAAGAGUUUCACUCACUCACAUAACCUGAAAACACACGAGAGAAUUCAUACUGGAGAAAAACCUUACAAGUGCUCAUACUGUGAAAAGAGUUUCCCUCGGUCACAACACCUGAAAACACACGAGAGAAUUCAUACUGGAGAGAAACCUUACAAGUGCUCACACUGUGGAAAGAGUUUCAUUCACUCACAUAAUCUGAAAACACACGAGAGAAUCCAUACUGGAGAAAAAACCUUACAAGUGCAAACUUAAACUUUCAAUAUGCAGUGUAGUAUGAAAUUUCUUCGAUGAGUUUGCCAUUAUUGAUUGAGUACAUAUAAAAUCAGUGUUCAAAACAAUAUCUUUGCUUUACCCAGAUUCACUACAGUAGGCCUACAGAAAGAAUAAGUAUUUUUAGCUGUUGGGUCGGAUUUGGUGCGAAAUCGCAGGCAUAUGUCAGUCAUCCUUGUGUCUUUACGUCAUGUCCGUAAACCCAGAAAAGAAGUACAGGUUGUCAUGUGUUCUGGCGGGGGAAGUGAUGCUGUUCUGUCACAGUUCAGGACAGCAUCGCAGCAGUCUGGUUGGACGUUUGUCUGUUAACUGUUUGGCAAAGUUUUGCUAAAAUACUUGGAAAUAUUUUGUGGUGGGGUUUUUGAAGUUUAUAUUGCUUUUCAUGCUUUUAUGAAUUGAACAUUACUCAUGUGUUUACUGCUUCUGAUGUAUCUAUGUUUUUCUGGGAAAAUUCCUGUAACAUGUUUACUGACAUUCAUGACUUCUGAUAAUUUAAUAAUAUUGCUGUUGUUUUGAGGUUCCCUAAGUGUGUUAAAUAGCCACUAAACGUAAAGUGUCUACAAGGUAGUUCCGCAUGAAAUGUAUAAACAUCUCAAGUUGUACCAAUUUUACAGCACAGCAAUGUAUGUAUUCUUUUGUUUAUUGUGUUUCCCUAAAACUAUUAUAUGGCACAUUUCUGCAUAUUAUUUUAAUGUUUAUUAAAGAAUGUUUCCUCCCCAUCAUUAUUGAAUCCUCAUUUUAUGUUAGUUUUCAGUUUUAUUGUGUGCAGUGCGUAGAUGUAUUAUUGUAGUAUUACGGUUUA